This is a messenger RNA of Gloeophyllum trabeum ATCC 11539, 832 nucleotides long. RefSeq lists its product as uncharacterized. The record is from RefSeq and is a predicted model, not a curated record. Bases 33 to 527 code for a protein of 164 amino acids. Lineage: Eukaryota; Fungi; Basidiomycota; Agaricomycetes; Gloeophyllales; Gloeophyllaceae. The transcript has 3 exons.
ACCGUGUUGCACCUGACGCACGGCUUUCUUCCAUGGAGGUUCCAGCUCAUGAACAUGCAACUCGCGCUAAAAAGCCGUGGAGCAGCACUCUGCCCGACCGCCCGCCCGCCGCGCAGAAGAUAGCAGAGGCGGAACAGCAGAUCGCUCGGUACGAGCUGGAGCUCGCCCGGCUCAAGCGCGCACGGAACAAGCUCCCGCCCGUCGGGCAUCUCCCCAUGGAGCUUCUCUUGCGCAUCAUCAGCCUUGCCUGGGUAGAGCGCGCCUUCCACGAGCCAGAUUGGCUGGUGAAGAUCACCCACAUGUGCAGCGACUGGCGCAGGCUCGCGCUGGGCGCGCCGGCGCUAUGGGCGCACGUCGGGCUAGAGAAUCCGCGGUACGUCCGGGCGGCGCUGGAGCGGAGCCGCGGGCUGCCCCUCACUGUGGUCGGCGCGCUCGAUCGGGAGCGCCCCCUCGCCGUGGAAGCAUGCAGAGCGGCCCUGGGCAGCUCAGCCGCAUCUGCGCAUUGGAUCUUUGCACAAAGCACGUAAAGCCCGGGUUGUUUAGGAAGCUGAGCGGGAGGCAGGCGCCCCUGCUCGAGUCCCUGGCGCUCUCGGUGUGCGCGGGGGUCUACGACCCGCUCCCUGUUCUAUCGGAGCUGGCAUUCCCGCGGCUCCGGACGCUAGACACGCGCGUGGGGUUGCGCGAGUGCAGGGCGUUCUUCCUCCCAUCGCUCACGUCCCUGUCCAUAGAGCGUGGCGUCGGGCCGCAGGGAACGCUCGAGCUUUUGAGCGGCCUGCCCCUUCUUGAAUGGUUAUGCGCUAGCUACGACGAAUUGCCGUCGCAGGACGAGCCU